AUGAAGCUGGUGGUUCUAUUCAUGUUGGUUACCAUCCCCAUUUGCUGCUAUGCCAGUGGUUCUGGCUGCAGAAUCAUAGAUAAAAUUAUCAACAGUACAGUUGACCCAACUGUGUCUGAGAGUGCUUAUUUGGAAUUGCUUGAUUCAUAUGUACACGACCCUGCUACUGAAAAUGCUGUGAAGCAAUUCAAACAAUGUUUUCUAAUCCAGUCCGAGGAGACUCUGAUCGAUGCUCAAGUGAUGACGGAUGCAAUAUACAACAGCAAAGACUGUCCAAAGUCAUCGUAA
This is a messenger RNA of Apodemus sylvaticus (European woodmouse), 288 nucleotides long. RefSeq names its product secretoglobin family 2A member 1-like. The coding region runs from base 1 to 288 and encodes 95 amino acids. The record is from RefSeq and is a predicted model, not a curated record. Gene Ontology annotation, biological process: androgen receptor signaling pathway. The transcript is spliced from 3 exons. NCBI's taxonomy places the organism in Eukaryota, Metazoa, Chordata, Mammalia, Rodentia, Muridae.